Messenger RNA from Bactrocera latifrons, 1165 nucleotides. RefSeq lists its product as uncharacterized. The record is from RefSeq and is a predicted model, not a curated record. Lineage: Eukaryota; Metazoa; Arthropoda; Insecta; Diptera; Tephritidae. Bases 156 to 782 code for a protein of 208 amino acids. The transcript is spliced from 2 exons.
CAUUAAUAUCGAAAAAUCGAAGCCGCUUACAUAUUUGUCAAAUAAAUAUGCAGUUUUCUUUUACAUUGUUUUUCGUAAACAAUUGGCAUAAUUACAAACAAUAAAUCCCAAACUUAUUAUUCGUACUCGUACUCGUUUAUGGUGGACAGCAGCAAAUGACAAUGGACAAAAUAAAUAGUGAUAUAUUAAAAGUUAUAAAUUCUUUGGAAAGCUCUAAAAAACAAUGUCUCCAUUGUAAGGAUGGCAUUGCAGCUAUAACAAGUACUAUUCGCAAUACUCUGUUGGAAAUUAAUGACAUUCAGGAGCGAAAUCAGGAACGUCGCCAUGGAGAGCUUGUGGCUUUAUUUGAAAAGUAUUUCAAAAAUGAUCAGAUUAAAGCUUUUGUAACAUCAGCAAAUGUAAGCUUCGAAAAUUCAGAAGAUUCUUCCAAUUCGUUAGACAGCAAACAUUUCGUAAAAGAUGUGAAACAGCUACAAGUUGAAAAGCAURCUGAAAAAAUUGCUGUUUCGAAGACACAGGAAACAAAGCAAUCCGUGAAAGUACGAAAGCGUCGUGUAAGUUUAACAGAAAACAUUAUACAACCAAUACCUUCAAAAAAUUCCACGGGGGAAAUCAACAGUUUAAAAGUAGAGCCCAUAUCAUGUACUAGUCCAACAGAAAAGGUAAAUGUGAAAGCAAAUCAAAGAGAUGAACUUAUUGCAAUGCGUGAAAAAAUGCUUGUCAUUCAGCGCCGAAAAAUGGAGGAUCGAGAACGUAGAAAACGGGACAAUAGUGCUAUGUAGAGCAUUAAAUCAACGUUAUAUUUUCUAUAUUUAUAUUUAUAAAUAAAGGUACAAAUAUAUUAUUUUAUUAAAUUAAUUUUAACUUUUAAAACAUUGUUACCCGUAUAACGAUCUUCUGAAAUUGACCGACCACGAAAAUUAGAUUAGUUUGGGGAGUUCGUGAAUGUUGUUCAGUUUUUACUUAAUCUCGACAGUAACUUAGCUGCCAAAAUAAAAAAUGCUUAAUUUGUACUACUAUUGUAGACAUAUAUACUAAUAACUAUAUUUCUGUUGCAAAUACAUUGGAAAACUUUUUACAUAUGUAUUAAACAGCUGAACUGUAAAUAAUUAACAAAACCAUAAUUAAUAAAACCUGCUGUAACCGGAAAGGCUAAUUUAUAAUA